AUGGCCGCCUGGGAGCCGCCCAUCAACCCGUUCACGGGAUCGCCGGAGACGCCGGACGCGCGCCUGCCUCCGAGCCUGCGCCCGCGCAUGGGCAAGGGCCGCGCGUACGUGCUGCUCGCCGUCGACGCCCACGGCGAGUGGCGCGGCACCGGCGCGGCCUGCGACACGCCGGCGGCGGCGGAGCAGGCCUGGCUCGCGCAGCGCGGCCGCGGCUGCGCGCUGCUCCGCCUCGGCGCGUCGGGCUGGGAGGUGCUGCGCGCGCGCGGCCCCGACGACGCGCUCGACCGCGUCAAGCUCGCGCCGGGGCUGGGGGCCGCGGCCGCCGCGAUCUUCAUGGAGGACCACGGCGUCGUCCGCGCGCGCUACUACGCGACGGCGGCGGCGGCGGAGGCCGCGUGGCGGUGGCUGCCGCUCCACUUCGCGUCGGCGCUCUUCGUCCGGGGCGGCGGCGGCGGCUGGGGCGCCGCGGCGCGGACCUACGGGACGGCCGCGGCGGUCGGUGUCGUCGAGGCCGCCGCGCGGCUCCCGGCGCCGCUCGCCGAGUGCUGGGACGCGCCGCCGGACGCCGCGCACACGCACGCGGGCGCGCGGGGCGAGAUCCUCGACGCGGGCGCCGCGGCGCCCGCGCUCCGCGCGACGCUCCGCCGGACCCUGAGCGGCGCGCCGCCGCGCGAGGCGCUCGUCUUCGUCACCUGCCCCGUCGGCGUCCGGGCCGGGGAGCCCGUCUGCUUCGUGACGCCGGGGCGGCGCUCCGCCCGGGCCGUCGUGCCCGCGCUCGCCCGCGUGCAUCGAGCCAUGGUGCUCCGCGCUGCUGCCCGCCUCGCGCUCGUCGCGACGCUCUGCGGCGCGCUCGUCGCGCCGCGGUCCGCGGUCCGGCGCCGGAGCACGCGGCGCGCGGUCGACGACGACGACGCCGCGGAGCUCGCGCGCCUCGACGCGGCGGCGGAGCAAGCGCGGGCGCGCGCCGAGGCCCAGCCCGUCGACGAGGCGGACGGCGCGCGGCUCCGGCGCGAGUCGACGGCGGAGGCCUACUUCUGGGACUGCGUCGCCGGCGGCCGCUACGUGCGCAGCGGCGGCGCGGACUUCCCCCGGGGCCCCGCGCUCGAUCCCGCCCGCGCGGACGCGGCCGCGGCGCUGCGCCGCGGCGUGCUGGACCUGCCGCGCGCGGGCGAGAUCCGCUGGGCCCAGUCCGAGGACCUCGUCUGCUGCUUCGCCGCCGUCGACGACGGCGUGCGCGCCGCGGACGUGUCCGUGACCGUCGGCACGCGCGCGCUCUCGGUGACGAUCGGCGGCGCGCCCGUGCUCGUCGACGCGCCCCUCCGCCACGAGGUCGACGCGGACGGCUCCGGCUGGCGCGGCCCCGGCGCCCCGCGCUCCCGUUCCGCGCGCGCGCGGUUCCUCGAGGUCAUCGAGGGCCUCGACCGGCGCCACGUCGUCGUCGAGCUGCCCAAGCUCAACGACGCCCUCGUCUGGGCGUCCCUCCUCGACGGCCGCACGGACCGCCAGGUCAUCGAGAGCCUCGAGGACUCCAUCGCCGCGACGGAGGACCUCGAGCGCGGCCCCGCGACCGAGGACCCGCGGAACCGACCCGCUAUGACGAACGAAACCGACGACGACGGCGCCGGCGACGACGGCCUGGAGAUCUGCCGGGAGACCUACGGCGGCGACGUCGCCGUGCGCGUCGCCUGCCGCACGUCCUUCCGCGGCACGCUCCUCGACGGCGGGCUCGACCGCACGGGCCUCAUGCAGUGGCCCGCGCGCGUCGCGGUCAGCGAGUGGCUCUGCGCGGCGCGCUCCACGCUCAAAGGAAAGCGGCUCGUCGAGCUCGGCUGCGGCGCGGGCGGCUGCGGCGCCGUCGCGGCCGCGCUCGGCCUCGACGUCCUCGCCACGGACGCGUCGCCCGAGGCGCUGGCGCUGGCGGCGCGCAACCUCGCGGCCAACGCGGCGCCGGGCGCGCGCUACGACGUCGCGCGCCACGCGCUCGGGCCGCGCGACGUGGCCUACGCGGCCGACGUCGUCUACCCGGCGACGCCGCCGGCCGCCGUGGACGCGCUCUUCGCGUCGGCGCGCGCCGCCGUCGGCGCGUCGGGCGUCUUCGUCCUCGGCUUCGUCGUCCGCGGCGCGCGGCUGCCGGAGCGGCUCUUCGCCGCCGCCGCCGCCGCCGGCUGCGGCGCGCGCGUCCUCGACGGCGGCGCGGCCGCCGCGCCGUGCGGCGCGACGGUCUUCGAGUUCGCCUUCGCCGGCGGCGGCGACCUCGAAGCCUGCGCGAGACGCGCGUACCCGGGCAUCUGGGCCCCCGAGCGGGACGACGGCGACGCGCCGUCGUCCGACGACGAGUGGAUGCCGUUCGCGGGCGAGGCCGCGGCCGACGCGCUGUGGCGCACGUUGCAUUUAAAGGAGCACACGCUGAGCGCCUCGCGUCGCCGCGCGCGCGCCAUCUCCGGCAUGGCCCUCGGCGCGGCGCUCGUCGAGCCGCUGGUCUGGUACGCGUACUACUGGGUGGCCCUCUUCGUGCUCGAGGAGCGGCUCUGGCGCAUCGUGUCCGCCGCGCCGCUGCGGGUCCUGCGGCGCAGCUGGUUCGCGACGUGGGCCUACGCGCCGCUCCACGCCGUCGCGCUGGCCCUCUUCGGGUACGCGCUGCCGGCCGCGGCGGCGACGCUCCGGUCCGCGUGCCUCGCGGACCGGGGCUGCCGCGGCCGCCUCCGGAGCGACGCCUGGGGCCUCUACGACGACAACGACGCGCAGUGGCGCAAGUUCCGGUCCGCGCUGCCGCUCCUGGCCGCCGCCGCGGCCGCGACGGUCGCCGCGGCGCGCGCGUUCGGCGCGCGCGCGCGCUUCCUCGGCGGCCUCGCGUUCGUCGCGGCCGCCCACGGGUCGCACGCGCCCUUCGUCCUCGCGUGGUGCGCCGCGUUCCACGGCGCGGCGCGCGCGCCGCGGCGGCUCGCGCGGCCCGCGGUCUGGGCGCUCGCGCUGCUCGCGCUGGCGUGCAAGGAGCGGGCCUGGCCGCUGCGGCGGCGCAUGACCUGGGCCUACGUCGCGUCCGCGCCGCGGCUCGACGCCCACGGCGGCCUCGCGCCGCUGGCGGACGCGCUGCCGUUCCUCGCGCUGCGCCUCGCCUCGUGCGCGCUCGACGGCCUGCGCGAGCGCGCGCCGGCGACGUUCCGCGACGUCGUGGCCUACGCGACCUACGCGCCGCUCUACCUCGCGGGGCCCGUCGCGACCUACGGCGACUUUGUCGUCCGCGCGCCGCCGCCGGGCGUCGCGUCCUACGCGGCGCGGACGGCGAUCGCGGGCCUCUACCUCGAGGCGGCGCUGCGGCGGACCCACGUCUACGCGCUCGCGGCGUCGGGCGCCUACGGCGCGCUGCCGCCGGGCGCGGCGGCCGCGUUCGCGUUCCUCUUCAUCAACGUGCUCUGGCUCAAGUUCGCGUUCCUCUGGCGGUGCUUCCGGUGCUGGGCUCUGGCGGACGGCGUCGCCGCGCCGGAGAACAUGCGGCGCUUCGUCUGCGACAACUUCACGAUCGCGGGCUUCUGGCGCGGCUGGCACGCGUCGUUCAACGGCUGGCUCCGCGCCUACGUCUACGACGACGCGCGGCGCGCGUGCGGCCCCGCGGCGGCGUCCGCCGUCGCCUUCGGCUUCGUCGCCUUCUGGCACGACGCGACGCCGCGGCUCGCGCUCUGGGGCGCGGCGAACGUCGGCUUCCUCGCCCUCGAGCGCGCGCUGGGCCUCGAGCGGCGCGCGCGCGCCGUCGUCGCCGCGGGCGAGGCGGGGCCGCGGCGCCGGGCCGCGGCCGCCGCGGCCGCCGGGUCCAUCCUCGCGCUCAUCGCGGGCAACGUCGCGGGCUACGCGCUCGGCGCCGGCGGCGUCGCCAGGCUCGCGGGCGCCGUCGCCGCGCGCGACGUCGCCAGGGGCGCGGCGGUCCUCGCCGCCGCGUUCGUCGUGCUCUACGCGGGCGCGAUGGCGGCCCUCGCCGUGCGGCGCCUCGAGCACUCCGGCGAGCAGCAGAACCUGGCGGCGCUCCGGCGCGCCGCCUACGACCUAGAGCACAGCGCCCUCGAGACGCUGCGGGCCGUCGCCGUCGUGCUCUACGAGAAGCGCUUGGCGAGCGGCCGCGCGCCAGCGGACUUCCGACUCAGGGACGACCAUGCGUGCGUCGCUAUGACGCUCACGCGGCGCAAGAACGGCCGCAAGUGCCUGCGCGCCCUCGGCCUCCAGCGCAUCGACGGCGUCUGGCGCGAGACGAACCGCGCCGACCGCGCGCCCCGGCUCGGCGGCGAGGCCGCCUGGUUCGGCGCCGUCGUCGACGAGGUCGACCACCUGCUCUACCGCUACCGGCGCUGGCGCCGCCGCGAGGCCAUCCAGCCCGCGGCGCGCGCCGCGCGCGUCGCCGCGGCCGCGUUCACGUCGGCCUUCCGCAACGCGCUCCGCGGCGACGCCGGCGACGACGACGGCGAGCGCCCGGGCGGCGCGCGGCGCCGCGGCCGGAGCGACGGCCCGGACGCGGGCAACUGGCUCACGUGCUACUCCCGCUGCGCGCUCCGCGGCGUCACGGUCUGCGGCACGGCGUCGAAGCGCGCGGCCAUCUUCCCCGAGAAGCACGCCGCGCGGAGCGCGGCGCCCGACGACGCCGCCGCCGCCGCGCCGCCCGCGGGCAAGAAGGCCAAGAAGGCGCCCGCGAGGGCGCCCGCGCGCGCGAAGCGCGCGCGCGCCGGCGACGACGCGGCGACGAAGGACGUCGCCGACGACGGCGGCGCCGAGCGGCGCGCGCGCGCGCUGCGCCGCGGCGACGUCUGCGCCGUGUCGCGGCGCCGCCUCGAGGGCGCCGUCGUCCGCGUCGCCGGCUCGCGCUGCCGGCCCGAGCUCAUGGGCGACUACGUGCGCUGCGCCGCCGCGCCGGGCGGCGCGCCGACGUACCGCCUCGCGCGCCAGGUCCGCAAGAAGGCGCCCGGCCCGCUCAAGGGCUUCGACGCGCCCUCGGAGGCGAACGGCGAGCGGUGCUGCGUCUACUUCGACGCCGCGAAGAAGCGCUGGUGCCUCGGCCCCGCGCCGGGCUCGACGGUCGUCUUCGCCUACUCGCUCGGCGACCGCUUCGUCGGCGCGGCCGCGUGGCACGCGUUCUCGGCGGACAAGGGCGACGCCGGCGGCGGCUUCGAGCUCGAGUCGUCCUGGUCCGUCGCAUGCGUCGACGUCUGCGACGCGGCCUGGCCCCGCCUCGAGGACGGGUCGUCGAACGCGCGCUACCCCGUCGUCGUCGCCGAGGACCGCGUCGCGGGCUGCGACGACGUCGCCGCCGUCUGGGUCGGCGCGACCCACAAGACCUACGUGCCCCGCGCCGCGCUCGCGCCGCUGCCCCACGGCGAGGCGCUCGCCUUCCUCGUCGAGUCCGACGGCGCGGCGGCGCGGCGCGCGCCGGCCGGCGGCAAGCCCGCGGCGCCCCGGGCGACGCCGAAGAAGUCCGCGGCCGCCGAGGUCCUGGCGACGGUCGGCGCCGCGGCGGCCUUCGGCGCGGCGGCGAAGCCGAAGAAGGCGCCCGCGGGCGCGCGCGAGACGGUGAUGCCUGACGGCGACGGCGACGACGACGGCGACGACGACGACGACGGCGACAAGGACGACGGCGACGGCGAGAAGCCCGCCGAGGCCCCGGAGCCCGCGGCCGCGGCGCCGAAGGCGAAGACGGCGUCGACGAAGCGGCGCGCGACGGAGGACGACGACGGCGACAGCGUCGUCGACGCGAAGGAGUGGACCUACAAGACGGACCAGGAGCGGCGCGUCGAGCGCGAGGACGGCGUGCUCUGCGACGAGGAGCCCAUGGACGUCGCGCGCUGGACCGCGCUGGCCAAGGCGCUGCUCGGCGAGCGCGGCGGCGGCGCCUUCAGCCACGUCUUCGACUGCGACACGCUCGACGCGGGCGGCAAGGCGGGCUGGCGGAGCCGCGUCGCGCCGGAGCUCCUGGGCGUCCAGUUCGACGGCGCGAACUUCACCGUCGUCCACCUGCCCGACGAGGGCGUCACGGACCCGCACGCCGUCGUCUCCCACGACCCCCGGCUCGAGGACCACGUCGUCUGGGUCGCGCGCGACAACGUGUCGCCGACGGCGCUCGAGCGCCGCGCGAAGAACCGCGACCGCGCCUUCGGCGACGUGGACCCCUGGUUCGGGCAGCAGCGCCUCGACGACGACGAGCUCGCCUUCGGCACGGCGGCGAACGCCGCCGACGGCGCGCGCCACGCGGAGCGCGACAGGCACAAGAAGCCCGCGUCGAAGCGCGGCCCGGGCAAGGCCGACUACGACGCCGCCGCGACCGGCGCCGCGCCGGACGCGCUCCAGGUCUGGGACCUGCGGCGGGGCGCCGUGCCGGAGACGCUGCGCGUCGUCACGAGGCCCGCCCGGGCCGACGCCAUGGCCGACGGGGACGACGACGACGAGCCCGAGCCCGUCGCCGUCGACGCCGCGCCGCUGCUCCGCAUGCAGAAGGACCGGUCGUCGUGCCUCGUGCUGCCGCCGAAGCACUGGCUCGAGCUCGCGCCGACGGACGUGCCGACGAACAACGGCUGGGUCCGGGGCCUCAACGACUACACCGUCGUCGUCGACGUCAAGUUCGAGAAGCCCCUCGAGGCGGCCUUCGCGGCGCUCCAGCCCCAGGCGCGCCAGGGCGGCGGCGCGUGCCACUUCCUGCCGCCGGCCGCGCCCGGCGCCUCCGGCGGGCGCGUCGCGUGGCGCGGCGACGCGGCCGUCGACGCGUCGCGCGCCGCGACGCUCCGCGCGCGGCGCUGGAACCGCGUCGUCAUCGCCGUCGAGGCGCAGUGGGAGAAGGGGCGCAAGGUCAAGGUCUACGUCAACGGCGCGCCGAGCUUCGAGGGCUACUGGAACCGCGACGGCGCGCGCACGGACAAGGACAACGUGCCCCUGGCCAAGAAGCAGAAGCGCGGCAAGGCCAAGAAGGACCGGCUCCGGGGCCUCGCGACGGGCUCGCGCCGCGAGGACUGGCGCCGCGAGGCCCCCGCGGCGGACCCGGGCGCGCGCGAGGCCGUCCGCGUCCUCGACCAGGUCGGCCUCUACGACGACGACGAGUGGACCGACGACGAGGACGACGGCGCGCGGCAGGCGCAGGCGCGCGCGGCCUGGUUCUCGUCCGUCGAGGACGUGCCCUGGUACCGGAGCGCGACGUCGUCGCGGGGCCUGAGCGACGCGGAGCUCGCGCUCUCCGGCUUCUCGCUCUUCUGCUCCGACGACGACGCGCUCUGCCUGCCCCAGGCCGUCGCCGUGCGCCGCGUCGCGCUCCACCGGGGCGCGCUCUCCCGCGAGGCCGUCGGCGCGAUCCUCCGCGACGCGCGCAUCUUCUCGUACCUCGACAAGGCCGACGACGCCGCGGAGGCCGCGGCGCUCUCGAAGCGGUCCCUGGCGCCGCUCCUGCUGCGGCCGCCGCCGGCGUGGCGCCACCCCGCGCUCCUCGCGGCCUUUGGGGACGUGACGCUCGCGGGCGUCGCCCAGGGCGGGCCGUCGCUCGUCGCGGCGCUCGGCGUGCUGCGCCUCGCCGCGGCGGCGCUCGCGGGCGGCGCGGCCGCGGACGCGGCGCGCGACGCGGCCGCGGGCGACGCCGCGGCGCGCGCGACGCCGCGGGCCCUCGUCGACGCGCUCGGCGCCGCGGGCCGCGACGCGCUCGGUCGGCUCGCGGCGACGCUCGCGGAGAGCCUCGAGAUCGCGAAGCGGUGCUCCAUCGUCGCCGACGGCCGCAACCUGGCGACGCUGAGCCGCGCGGUCAAGCCCCUCGUCCGCACGCUCGCCGCGCUGCCCAUCGGCGCGUCCGUCCUCGUGCCCCUGCGCCUGCCCAUGUCCGACGGCCGCCACCACGUCCUCGUCUUCGAGCGCGAGGCGCCGCCCGCGGCCGCGGCGGCCGCGGCGCCGGGCGCGCCGCCCGCGGAGGCGCCGCCGGAGGCCGAGGCGACGUACACCGUCGCCGUCGUCUGCGCGCACGCGCACCUCCUGGGCUUCCACGAGUCGACGCUCUGCGCGACGGCGACGGCCUGCAAGGAGCGCUUCCGCACGGCCAAGUCCUUCGGGGGCGUGCCGGCCGCGCGCGCGACGUGCCCCGUCUUCUGGGCCGCGGCGCUGAGCGCGUCGCGCGUGCCGCAGCCGUCGUCGGAGGUCUACAAGGACAAGACGGGCAAGAAGCCCGACCCGGACGAGGAGAAGAAGCGCCGGGGCGUCGCGCUCGGCGCGCUCUACGACUGGCUCCUGCCCUGGCUCGCGGGCCGCCCCUUCGGCCGGGGCCCGCCGGCGGGCGCGACGGUCGACGACUUCCGGACGCCCCAGCGGUCCGGGGCCCACGACUACCGCACGGUGCUCCACUCGCUGGCCUUCGUCGCGCGGCGGAGCGGCCUCGGCCCCGCGGACAGCAAGCAGCUCAUGCUCGCGCUCAAGAUGCAGCUCCUGGCCUUCGCGGAGCACGACCUCUCGUUCCUCGAGUCCAUCGAGGACGCGGACGUCAAGCUCCUGGACAACCACGGCGCGGGCGUCGCGCACUCGGCGGCGAAGCUCGCGACGCGGCCGGACAGGUCGGGCAGCAUGGGGCCCGACGAGCUCGAGGCCGUGCGGUCCGCGGUGCGGCGCCUCGACGACAAGGUGCGCAGCCUGCCGCGGUCCGGCCGCGAGGACGCCGGGCCCGAGCCCCUGCUCCUCGACGCGAGCCACCGGGCGCGGAGGCAGGUGGCGCCCUACCACGGGCUCGACCGGCUCCUGCGGCGCGGCUCCGUCGACAAGUUCGCGGGCGCGGCCAUGUCGUCGCCGCGCUACGUGCCCGUCGACUUCCUCGCCGUGCGCGCGCGCGCGUCGACGCUCGACGAGGCGCUCGACGCCAUGCGCUGGGCGGACCGCGUCUGCACGCUGACCUCCGUCCAAUCCGACCGGGUCAAGCGCUCGGGCUUCCUGAAGCACGCGCUCCUCACGCACGUCUUCACGCGGGUGCUGCCCGUGCCGCGGCCGCGCGGCGCCCUCGCGGACCGGGCGCGGCCCUGCCUCUGGGCCGACGAGGACAUCCUCUACGGCCAGCAGCUCGACGGGCUGAUCCUGCUCCAGCGCCUCGUGGAGCACUUCGCCGCGGCCGCGUUCUCCAUCAAUUCGACGCGCGCGGCCGACGGGUCGCGGACCGUCGUCCCGGCCGUCGCCGCGGCCGUCGCCGACGCGCUCGCGCGCCGCGCGGCCCUCGACGAGCCGAGCUACCUGAGCCUGACGCUGUCCGGCGCCGCGGGCCGGUCGCUCGGCUUCGGCAUCUCCGCGGGCCCGCUCGCGCUCCAGUCGGCGACGAUCGAGGCGCGCGACCCGCACCUGAGCGUCGCGCGGACGAGCGUGCUCGACUACUUCGCGGCCCAGGCGGGCCUCGAGAAGACCAUGUGCUGGGACAUGGGCCAGUCGCGCGCCGCGGCGAACCUCGACGGCAUGCUCCGGUCCCUCUGCGACGAGCUCGCGUGGAACCCGUCGCCGUCGAUCCUGCCCUACUACGCGACGGCGCCGAACCUGCUGCUCGCGAAGAACUGCCCCGAGUGGGCCUGCUACCGCGACGUCGCCUUCUACUUCAAGUACUUCAUGAACACGAGCGCGGCCGCGUUCCCGGCCGCGCCCGCGUCGGACGACGCCUACACGCAGCGCAUGGCCCACCUCUCGUGGUCCUACGACGAGGCGCAGCACCGCUUCGUCGUCGCCGCGUUCUCCAAGUCGCUGGCCUGCGCGUCGUCGAGCGCGGCGCGCUUCCCGUCGAACGCGGCGCCGGGGCCCUACUGCGCGCCGCACGCCGUCGCGACGGAGGACGACGUCCUCCACGUCAAGCAGCUGCCGAGCUUCGGCGACGCGCUGGGCCAGCACGACAGCGAGCUGCUGCUCAGCUACCUCACCGUGCCCUACAUCCGGCUGCCGCUCGUGCUCCGGUUCUUCUCGACGGAGGACCGCGUCCACGCGCUGCGGACGGCGGCGUGCCAGGGCAUCUUGGACGCCGUGCUCUUCGAGCCGGGGCGCUACCUCGAGGCGGGCCUCGGCGACCGCGCGCCGCGGUCCGCGCCCUGCGGCGACGACGAGACGCUCCUCCUCGCGACGCCCUACGGCCACCUGCUCAACGAGCUCCAGCGGUCGCCGAAGACGACGUGCGACGCCGUCGUCGCGCUGCUCAAGCACGCGCUCGACCUCGACGCGGGCACGGUCCGCGCGACGACGGUGCCGAUCAUCCAGUACCUGGCGCGCACCUGCGCGCGCGUCGACGCCUACCUCGACUUCGUCCUCGCCUACGACGCCGACGCCGACCCGCUGAACCCGCUCCGGGACUUCGCGCUGCCCGCGGCGCACCGGUCCGUCAUCGAGGCCGCGUCGAAGGAGCUCCGGCGGCUCCUGCGCGGGCCCGUGCACUGCAUGGUCGAGGCCUGGAUCUCGGAGCUCGCGGCCGAGUGCGCGGACGGCGGCGACAAGACGCUCGUCGACGCGAACGCGCGGCUCAUCGCGAACCUCGAGGCGCACAACCUCGUCGUCUUCCGCACGGCGACGUCCGCGGCCGACAUGACCGAGGACGUCGCGUCGACCGUGGCCUGCGCCAUGACCUACCUGCAGACGCGCCACUCGUGGAACCGCGUCGCGCUCGACGUGCCGGAGACGGAGGUCUUCGGCGCGUACCAGGACCUGCGGCGCCCGCUCCUCGAGCGGCUGACGUCGACGACGGGCAAGGAGCGCGCGGACGUCUGCGAGGCGAUCCUGCGCGUGACCGCCGGCAGCGGCCAGCGCCUCGUCGCCGGCGCCGACGACGUCGCGCCGCGCAAGUGGGCGGCCGUCGCCGAGCCGAAGCACCUCCGGCCCGGCUACGUGUCGGCGCGCUUCACGCUGUCGCCGACGCCCGGCGCGCCCGGCGACGAGCCCAUCGAGUACGUGGACCGCCGCGACGACCGCGGCCGCAAGGGCGACGCGCACCGCGUCAUGCUCGACCUCCAGGCGGGGCUCCUGACCGUCGGGACCAUGCACCUCAGGGCCCUGAGCGCGGCGCACGCGGCGCACCCGGACGUCGUCGCGACCGUCGGCACGCAGGCGGUGCAGGCGGCGACGGUGUCCUCGGCGACGAACCGCGAGUGGCUGCGCCUCGUGUCGUCGUCGCUCGAGCUCCAGAUCUGGACGACGCCGGACGCGCGGCCGCUCGCGCCGCACCCGCCGGGCCUGCUCCGCGAGUACGCGCCGGACGCGCUGGAGAAGGACGAGUACUGGCUCCUCCCGCUCGUCGAGCCGCUGCGCCUCGCCUACUUCAACGACCCGCGGGACCCCGUGCACCUCUGGAUGGCCGAGGACCCCCUCGACGCGUCGGCGACGGUCGCGCGGCUCGUGGCGAACCGGCCGGAGGCGGGCGGCUGCUGGCGGGAGAUCUACGCCUUCCGCGACCACGCCGUCGUCCACGUCUAUGACGUCUUCUCCCACGCGCGGCGCUUCCACCGCGCGCUCGUCCACACGACGGACACGCGCUUCACGCUCAAGGAGAUGCAGCCGGAGCUGCCGCCGCCGUGCGGCGCGGGCGACCCCUUCGAGAGCCUCGGCCCGAACGAGGCGACGUCGGUGGCCGUCAUGCGCGACCACGACCACGCGGGCAACCUGUCGCUGACGCGCGAGACGUACGUGCCGACGCGGCUGCUCGCGGGCCAGCUCCCGGAGGCGCUCCUCGACGCCUACGAGUGGUGGCAGGACGAGGGCGACGACCUCGUCGGCUACCCGCCGUCGACGCGCGGGGACGCCGCGGCGGGCGGGGCCGCCGCGGGCCGCGACGGGCCCCGGGCCGGCCGCCCGGACGAGGACGGCGGCGACGGCGGGGUCCCCGCCGGCGACGCCGAGGCCGAGGCCUUCGUCGUCCGCGUCGCGCUGAAGCGCGAGCUGCCGCUCCUCGCGGCCGCGCUGCCCUGGCUCGGCGCGACGGUGCGCCGCGUGCCCCUGGCGCUCGCGCGGCGCCGCGCGGCGGCCGCGCGCGACGUGCUCACGCGCCUCGCGCUGCCGACGUCCAAGGCCCUCGUGGAGCUGCCGCCCAUCGAGAGCCGCGCGGCGGGCGCGGACCACGGCGAGCGGACGCCGUACGCCAUGGCCGUCGCGGCCAUCGCCAAGCUCGUCGAGCGCCACGCGCCAGAGCACGUCGUCGCCGCCGUCGGGGCCCUCGCGCCCGAGUCGCGCUUCGAGACCGUCGGGUCGCUGUGCGCGGCCGUCGACGCGGCGCUGCCCGCGGGGUCCGGCGGCGACGUCGCGGAGCACCGCCUGCUGAACCUGCUGCUGGCCAAGGAGGGCAGCGAGCUCCACUCCGUCGCGCGGACGCUCUCGCGCGUCGACAACCUGUCGUCGAUCCUCGCCUGGACGGCCGCGACGACGCGCGACGAGCCCGACGCGGAGCCGACGUACGCGAUCUCCGUCGUCGAGCUCCCGCGCCUCAAGCUGAGCUUCGCGGAGCGCGGCGGGAAGCUGUACUCGCUGGACCACGCGCAGCUCGCCAUCUCCAACGUGUCGAACGCGAUGACCAAGUCGCUGAUCCGCGGCCUGCCCCACUCGCUCCUGCUCGCGAACGCGAACGACGAGCUCACCGUGCUCCUGCCGUCGGUCCGCGUGACGCGGCCCGCGCUCGGCGUCUUCUCGACGGCGCUCGUCGUCGACCGGACGAACGCGCCGGUCGGCGCCGGCCGGCGGGCCUGGGGCGCCGCGCUCAAGGACGGCUUCUACUACCUCUACGACGCGCACGUGUCCCUCGGCUAUCUCAUCUGCCCGACGCUCGCGGCGAGCCUCUACCUGCUGCUGCUGCGCUUCCUCUCGCGGGACUACGCGCGCUGCUUCCAGCUCGCGCGCGCCGUCGGCGUCGACUACGAGCUCUCGGAGGAGUGCGCGAACAUCCUCGCGGCCUUCGCGGCCGGCAACGACGACGACCACCCGGACGCCAUCUCCUGCCGCCUGCGCGUGACCAUCGUGCUCGCGGACGCGGGCGCGACGGUGCCCUGGGACGUCGCGUCGCAGUGCGCGAAGCUGUGCGCGAAGCUCGUCGAGAAGCUCUCGCGCGUCUCCGCGUCCUGCCGCCUGUCGCGCGAGGAGGAGCUGCGCCUGCUGAAGCGCUUCGCCGUCGUCGACGCGUCGAAGCACAGCGUCGCGGAGCGGACGGCGAUCCGCAACCGGCGCGAGCACCUCGCGGCGCUCGCGUCCGGGCGCGCUUCGCCGACGUUCGCCGCGUCGCUGUCGCCCAAGUACGUCCACGGCGGCGACUGGGUCGCGCGCGUCGCGUCGAACACGCGGCCCGUGCUCCAGGCGCGGCCCGAGUUCGCGGCGGGCGUCCAGCUCUUCGCGAGCCGCGACGCGGACCCGACGAUCUACGGCGUCCAGGCCGUCGACGAGCUCUUCGCGCUCCUGCAGGCGAAGGCGAACGGGAGCCCGGAGGACGUCCUGGGGUCCACCCACGGCCGCGGGUUUCUGUACCUGUACUCGCUGCUCGCGGGCGGCGCGUCCGUGGACGUCUUCGGCGGCGGCUCGGCGUCGUGGUCGACCGCGGCGGCGACGUCGACGCGCUCCUCGUACUCGCGCGGCGCGACGUCCUGGGACCUCGACUUCGACGACUACGACGCGGACCUGGACGCGUGGGACGACCGGCGCUGGCGCAGGCCGACGCGCGCGCCCGCGACGCCGGCGGGCCGGUCCUGGGCGGGCCUCGCGAUGUUCGCGCUCGAGAACGUCGCCGGGCCGUCGCCCGUCGCGUCGAUCCUGGCGACGCUUGCGUCCUACCCGGAGCUCGUCCCCGGCCUCCCGGAGUGGCGCAAGCCGUCGGCGGGCGGCGCGAAGACGAAGGGCCGCGGCCGCGCCGUCGGCGACUCGACGAAGCGCGUCUUCAGCGGCCGCGACCCGAGCGUCGCGGCGCUCUUCGACGAGAUCCUCGAGGUCCUCCCCCCGAAGCUCAGGGAGACGCUCGCCGCGGCGCCGGACCCGCCGACCUGGACGGUCGGCGACGCGAAGCACGAGGUCUCGCUCUCGUCGAUCCCGCGCGACCGCCAGCACGGGCCGGGCCACGACGACCGCCAGCCGCCGAGCCACGAGAGCGCGCUCACGACCAUCGCCGAGCACAUCCCGCACUGCCGCUGCGGCCCGGACGUCGGCUGGGCCCGGCCGGACGUCUCGGACCACGCGGCGUCGCCGUCGACCCGCCUGCGCGCCGUCGACGCGCCCUUCGUGGCCAAGAUCGCCGCGGAGCUCGAGGCCUCGGAGCGGCGCGAGGCCGCGAACGCGGCGCUGCUCGAGCGGCGCAAGGUCCUGAGCGCGGCGCACGUGCGCAAGGCGCUCGACGACGCGCCCCUGUUCCGCAAGGCGCGGCGCAUGGACGUCGACGGCGCGACGCCGACGGACUUUCGCUGGUUCGACGACGAGGCGCUGGACGCCGCGGCCGCGGACCACCUCGAGGCCGUGGCGGCCGGGGGGCGGUUCCGGGACGGGUCCGUCGUCGCGGUCUUCGCGGGCGCGGCCUGGGAUCCCGAGAGCCGCCUGGCCGUCGGCGCGCUGAAGACGCUCCACGAGAAGCUGCGCCGCGAGGGCGGCGACGGCUCCUUCGAGAUCAUCUUCGCGAGCCUCGACCAGUCCGAGGCGGAGAUGGCCGAGUUCUUCGUCGCGGACCACGGCGACUGGCUCUGCCUGAAAUACGGCGACAAGGCCGCCGCGGACCGGCUCUUCGGCCUCUGGAAGCCGGGCGGCGCGCCCGCGCUCCUGCUCCUCGACGCGACGGACGGCUCCGUGCUCUGCGAGGACGGCUUCGCGGCCCUGCGGAAGGAUCCGACGGCGGAGAAGUUCCCCUGGUGCGACCGGAAGCGCUUCUCGCUGGCGAGCCUGCGGAACCAGCGCGCGCUCGGCCUCGUCGACGACGGCGACGGGGACCGCGCGACGAUCCGCGCGCCGCCGACGGCGCAGGCCGUGCUCCGGGCCUUCCGGAAGCGGUCGCUGGCGUGCCACCCCGACAGGCUCCCCGCGGACGACGGGUCGCGCCUCGUCCGGGCGCGGCUCGUCGCGGCCAAGGCCCAGUUCGAGCGCCUGAGCCUCGCGAAGGAGAACCUGCUCCACGAGAUCGAGGCGCGCGCGUCGACGUGGGCGGGCGGCCGCGGCGGCGCGGACGCGGCGGCGCUCGACCUGUCGCGCGACGCGCUCGCGCCCUUCGCGGGCGAGCCCCUCGCGGGCGGCGUCGACGUCGCGCGCUACGUGGCCCGCGAGACCCGGGCCGUCGCGGCCGCGGGCGCGCUGCCCUUCGACGCGUCGGGCAGCGUCCACGCGCGGUCCGCGGUCGCGAAGCGCCUGCUCGCGCGCCUCGACGACGACGCGCGCGUCAACGCGGAGGCGCGGCGCGACGAGCGCGUACCGUCGCUGCGGUGCCUCGACGACCGCGCGCUCGCGGGCAUCUGCGGCGGCGACGACGCCGUCGGCGGCGUCCACCGGGACCACGCGCUCCGCGAGGUCGGGCAGCUCGUCGCGGACCUCGAGGAGCUCAAGAGCGCGGACCUCGUCUUCAUGGCGCGCGCGCGGCGCCUCGCGCGCUUCGCCGCGAACCGCCUGGACGCGGGCGACGGCGACGGCGACGAGGCCAUGGGCCGCGGGCCGCGCGACGUCGCCCAGGCCGCGCACGCGCUCCGGCGGCGCGCGGGCGCGGAGGCGACCGUCGACGAGGAGUUCCUCUACUCGUGCCUGCUCAGCAGCGAGGGCGCCGCGGACGUGAGGCGGAUCAACCCGUUCCUCGGCGACGCGACGCGCGUGCUCGACCUCGCGACGGCGCUCAUGCUGCACGCGUCGCGCGUCGGCGCGAACAACCGCUGCCUCACGGCCGCGGGGGAGCUGCGGGCGCUGCUCCGGGGCGCCGGGUCCGCCGCCGGGAGCGACGCGGACCGCCUGCGCGAGCGCCACGCGCUCCGCCUCAAGUCCGAGGCGCUCGCGGGCCUGCUGUCCGCGCGGCGCCACUUCGCGGACGCGGACGGCGACGGCUGGACGUACGACCCGCGCUUCCUGCUCACGGAGUUCGCCUGGAACAUCGUCCUGCGCGAGAAGCAGGUCGCGCUCGUGCGCGACAUCGCGGCCGCCGUCGGCGACGCGUCCCGGGUCAGCGCCGUCGUCAAGCAGAUGCUCAUGGGCGGCGGCAAGACGACGGUCGUCGCGCCCCUCCUGGCCCUGCUGCUCGGCGCCGACGCGCGCGCGCUCGUCGCGCUCGUCGUGCCGCCCGCGCUGCUCGAGUUCAGCCGCGCGAACCUGCGCGCGACGUUCAACGCCGUCAUCCACAAGCCGGUCUACACGCUGGAGAUCGACCGCAACACGACGGUGACCGCGGAGACCAUCGCGAAGCUCGACCACUGCCGCAAGUCGCGCGGCGUCGUCAUCGCGACGCCGUCGACGGUCAAGGCCGCGCACCUCAAGUACGUCGAGUGCUGCGAGCUCCUCACGGACGCGCGGCGCGUCGCGGGCGCGGGCUCGGCCGCGGGCGGGCCCUGCGAGAACGCCGUGGACCUCGCGGCCGUCGAGGCCCACGCGUCGGAGCUCCGGCGGCUGUUGGGGUUGUUCAAGGGCGGCGUCGCGAUCGUCGACGAGGUCGACCUCGUGCUCCACCCGCUCAAGAGCGAGCUCAACUUCCCCAUCGGCGACAAGGUGCCCCUCGACUUCUCGCCGGAGCGCUGGCAGCUGGCCAUCCACAUGCUCGACGCCGUCUUCAGCUACGAGACGGGCGCGUCGUCCGUCGGCUUCGACGAGUCCGUCCUCGCGCGCAAGGUCCUCGGCGACCUCCGCCGGGCUAUCGACGACGGCUUCCGGAGGCGCGCGCUCCAGCGGUCGCCCCACCUCACGCUCCUGAGCCUGUCCUACUACCACGACACGCUCAAGCCCAUCCUCGCGGAGUGGGCCGUCUUCUGGCUCAUGAAGAGCCACGUCGGCGGCGUGACCCGCGAGGACACGCUCCGGUUCCUCGUCGAGGGCGCGUCGGAGGCCGGGCCGAACGCGGACGUCGCGCGGCGCAUCAACGAUCGUUCGACGAUCGACGCGGCGCACGCGCAGAUGCUCACGCUCGCGCGCGACUGGAUCCAAUCCUUCCUGCCGCACUGCCUGUCGAAGAUCGACCGCGUGUCCUUUGGCGUGCUCGACGCGACGGACCUGCAGCGCGCGCUCGCGCAGGACCCGCGCAUGCCCCUGUCGCGGCGCGUCCUCGCGAUCCCCUUCGUCGGCAAGGACACGCCGAGCCGGUCCUCGGAGUUCGCGCACCCGGACGUCAUCAUCGGCCUCACGAUCCUCGCCUACCGCUACAGCGGGAUGCCCUACUCGGCCGUCGAGCGCGUCGUGUCCGCGCUGCUGGCGUCGUUCGAAAAGGAGCUCGGGCCCUUCCGGCGGCGCAAGUCGAGCCUGCUCUUCGAGCACUGGAUCUCCGCCGCGGGCGGCGCGCUCAAGACGUCGGACACGGCGUCGUCGAUGAUCUGCGAGACGGGCGACGACGUGCGCCGCGCCGUCGAGCGCCUCGUCAACGACGAGGAGUGCGUGCCCCUGCGGCUGCUGCGGCGCUCGAACAGCGGCCAGAUGAACAAGAUCUACAAGCUGCUGCGCCGGUCGCCGCACUGCGUGCACCACUUCCUCGAGUCCUUCGUCUUCCCGGAGCACAUGCGCCACCAGUCGACGAAGCUCUCCGCGAGCGGCCAGGAGAUCGGCGGCGACGUCCUGUUCCCGCGGCGCGUGGGCUUCUCGGGCACGCCGUCGGACCUCAUCCCCGCGGAGCUCGGCCGCUGCGGCUACGAGCUCGGCUCCGACGGCUACAUGAUCGAGUGCCUCACGCGGGCCGACGUCUCGGCGCACGUCAACGUCGCCGACGACUGGACCGUCGACUCGCUGCUCCGCGACGUCGCGCGGUCCGAGGCGCCGCGGCUCAACGCGCUCAUCGACGUCGGCGCGCUGGUGACGGGCGUGAGCAACGAGCAGGUCGCGCGGCGGCUCCUGGACCUCGGGCUCGCGCCGUGCGACGGCGUCGUCUUCCUCGACCCGGAGACGGACAAGAAGAUGAUCCUCGUGCGCGCGACGAAGCGCGUCGUCGCGCUGGAGACGUCGGGCAUCCCGCCGCACCGGCGCUUCGCCUUCUACGACAACAUCCACACGACGGGCAUGGACAUCCACCACUCCGCGACGGCGGUCGCCGCGGUGACGCUGGGCAAGGACUCGAACUUCCGCGACUACGCGCAGGGCGCGUUCCGCAUGCGCGGCGUCGCCAAGGGCCAGCGGCUCGUCACGCUCCUCAUCCCCGAGCUCCGGGACCUCGUGCGGCGGGACCUCGCGCUCGCGCGGAUCCCCUGCCCGCCCCAGCUCGGCGGCGACGCGCCGGGCGAGGCCGGCGACCUGAGCCCCGUCGGCGUCGCCGUCGUCGCGUGGCUCACGCUCCAGUCCAUGAAGGGCGAGCGGCUCCAGUUCAACCAGCUCUCCGUGCAGAACGCGCUGAACGUGCCGCGGAAGAACGCCUUCGCGGCGCUCCUCGGGGCCGCGCUCGCCUCCGGCAGCGGCCAGCGGCUCACGCUGUCGGCGCCGUCGGUGACGGGCUCGACGCGGCGCGCGACGGCGGACGCGGCGACGGAGGCGACGAUCACGCGGACCAAGGGCUUCGUCGUCACGGCGAUCCGCGUCGACCACGACGCGCCCUUCGGCGGCGGCCGCGGCUUCGUCCAGAUCUACGACCGCCACCCGUCGAAGACGUUCUUCCUGCCGCUCCGGAGCCCCGACGGGGCGCUGCUCUGGACCUGCGACGACGCGGCGUUCGAGGCCGCGGCCGACGCGCACGCGUCGAACCCGACGUUCGCGGCGGACGUGCGCGCGGCCGUCGGCGUCUACCUCGAGCCGCUCGACUUCGCGGUCGCGGACCGCGUCGCGCCGCCCGCGCCGCUCGCGGAGACGCUCGCGCGGAGCGUCGAGGACCACGCCAAGUUCGUCGCGUCGCCCGAGGACCGCGACCGCUGCGCGCGCUGGGUCGACGCGCUCCGGUCCAUGCCCGUCAAGGCCGAGGAGUGCGAGCUCGCGCGCGAGAUGGUCCAGGAGAUGGAGGAGGAGCGCGAGAAGCAGCAGGAGCAGGAGCAGGAGCGGGCCGUCGAGGUCGAGAAGUACGUCGACUGCGCGUACCGCCGCGACGGCGAGAAGCCGUCGAGCUGGCCGCUGGACCGGCUGCGCCACCGCGACCUCUGCCGCCAGUUCUACCCGCUCAGCGACUUCAGGCUCUUCGCGCGGCGGCCGCUCGAGUUCCCCGCCUUCGUCCUGAGCUCGGACAACUACUUCCGCCGCGACUGGAUCGGCGAGCGGCGCCUGAAGAACGUCGUCGUCACGGCGGAGUGGAUCCCCGACGUCGGCGCGCUGGCGCCGGCGCUCCACGGCGGCGCGCGGACGACGGGCCGCUACGCGUCCGCGGCGAGGAUCCUCGCCGGCGCGGGCGCCGUCGCCGACGACGACGUCGCCGAGCUCUCGCGCCUCGCGGCCCACGCCGCGAGGGACGACGCCCUGGCCGCGGCGCGGGCCAUGGGCGGCGGCGCGCUCGCCGCGGACGGCUUCGAGGCCCUCGCGACGUCCGGGCGCCUCGAGCCCUACGAGGACGGGCGAUUCGUCGUCGCCGUGUCGCUCGCGGAGGCCGAGACGCUCCGGCGCGUGCUCCACGUGCGCCAGGGCCGCGCGCUCCUCGACGGGUCGCGCUGCGCGCUCGCGCUGAGCCUCAACGACGACACCGUGCUCGACGCGUCCACGGACUUCGCGCCGGCGGCGGCGCCCUUCUCGCGCGACGCGAGCCGCGCGUGCCUCUCCUUCUUCGACAGCAACGCGUACCACGGCGAGCGCGACCUCAACGUCCUCGUGCGGUCCCUCGGCUGGCGCAACGCGCCGAGCGCGCGGCGCCGCUGGUUCACGCAGGUCGCGGCGUGCCGGCGCCGCUUCUCGCGGCCCUGGCGCGAGCAGCCCGUCGCGGCCGUGUUCCAGCUGAGCGACGCGGGCUCGAUGACGCUCCUCCGGUGCCUGUCCGCGGGGCUGCGGCGCGCGCUGGAGCGCGCGGGCGUCCACCUCUUCGACGCGUUCCACGAGGCCUGGGACGCGUCGGGCAACGGCAUCCUGUCGCCGAAGGAGGUCGUCGCGGCCCUGCGGGCCUGCGGCCUCGGCGGCGCGGCGUCGCUCGACGACGUCCUCGACUUCGUCGACCGCGCCGACGGCGACGGCGACGGGAACCUGUCCUACUACGAGCUCGUCGACGCGCUCCGCGACCCGGAGGAGGCGCCGGACGACGACGGCGACGACGACCGCGACGACGCGGCCCUCGCGGACAAGGCCGCGCUGGCCGCGCUCGCGCCGGCGCCCGACGCGGCCGCGGACGCGGCCGUCGACGCCGCGCGGCGCGCGCGCGCGCGGCGGCGCCUCGACGCCGAGGCCGCGGAGCGCGACGCCGACGCGCGGGAGGAGGAGCGCGUCCGCCUCGCGGUCGAGCGGGCCGAGGACGAGCAGGACGCCAGGUUCGGGCGCCGGUCGAACCCGUCCGUCGACGCGAGCAAGCCCGGCGGCGAGGCGACGUUCAGCUUCGCGACGGGCCGCCACGUCCGCGGCGCGCGCGUCCGGGGCACGACGGCGUUCCUCGAGCGGGCCGGCGCGAUCGAGCUCGCGGCGUCCGGCGCGGGCCUCUUCGCGCGGUCGCGCGCGGACCAGCGCUCCGAGGUGAUGCGGGUGCUCCGCGCGACGCCGGGCCUCUGCGGGCCCGAGGAGGACCUGACCUACCUCGUGCCGUCCGUCGACCGGCUCCUCGACGCCGCCGCGCAGGCCAACUCGGAGGCGCAGCUCUGGACGCAGGUCGAGGAGUGCUUCGGCAGCAGCUCGGCGCUGCGCCGGAAGACCAAGGACGCGGCCGCGGGCGCGUCGGCGGCGGCGCCGUCCGACCCGAAGGAGUACGACUUCGCGACGUCGCUCGCGGCGUCGUCGGCGUCGACGGCGGGCGCCGAGGACCGCGCCGCGGAGCGCGUCGAGUCCUUCUCGCGGCGCCAGGGCUCGCCGCGCGGCGAGACGUUCACGCCGCGGAGCGAGAAGGCGACGCGGGCCGACGUCGCGCGCUUCGAGAAGGUCGGCGGCAAGGCCCUCGAGGGCAAGACGAUCACGGUCACGGACGCGGGCCAGGGCGCGGGCGUCAACGUCGGCUCGUGCGUCGUCCUCACCUGCUACGGCAACGCCAAGGUCGUCAAGGUCGCCUGGCUGCCCGGCCGCGACCGCACGGACGUCGUCGACCUCGGCUGCGCGGCCGCGCAGUUCGUCGUCGAGGCGCGCGAGGGCGGGCUCCACGAGUUCAAGGCCGGCAAGGCCGUCGACGCCGUCGCCAAGGCCGGCGGCGGCGCGACCUUCGUCUUCGACCCCGCCGCGCGCCGCGACGGCGACGCCGGCGGCGCGCCCGACGCGCGGGCCGACGCCGCGGGCCCCCGGUCCGUCGCCGAGAAGAACAAGGCGUCGUCCGCGUCCCUCCCCCUCCUCCUCGGCGAGCGCGCGCGGCUCAUCGGGACUCAAGCGACUCACCUGGGCUCCUUCAGCGACGGCCGCCUCGUCGAGAUCGCGCACGCCGCGAGCCGCACGGUCGUCAUCGUCUCCGAGACCUUCGGCCGCGUGACCGCGCGCGACGGCGAGUGGGCCUACGUCGACGCGGGCGCCGUGGCCAAGCUCGCGCGGCAGAUCCGCGUCGGCGCGCUCGUCGUCGUCGCGGACGCGGUGUGGAAGGAGCGCCGGCCCUGGGCGCGGAACCUGCCGGCCGUCGUCGUCGCCCUCGACGGCCAGCGGGCCGCCGUGAAGCUCCCGGAGCGCGCGCAGGACGGCGACGCGGCCGCGUCGCGCGUCCAGCGCGUCAACGUCGCGGACCUCGAGGUCGCGCCGCCCUCCGCCGCGCCGACGCGCGCGCGCGUCGACGUCGUCUUCCCCGGUCGGGCGGCGGCGCGCGGCGACGCGCUCCGGGCCGCGCAGCGGUUCAAGGUCUCCACGAAGCUCGUGCCCUCGGACCUCGCGGACGAGCUCGCCCACGUCGUCGGCGAGAUCCACGUCGUCCGGCGCCGCGACGCGCGCGGCGGCCUGCCCGCGGCGACGGCGACGGUCGCCGUCGCCGGCGAGGUCGUCGCGACGGCCGAGAUCCCCGGCGCGCGGCCCCGGUCGGCCUCCGGCGGCCUCCCGUUCAGGGACGCGAACGCCAUGGACGAGUCCGGCGACGGCGGCGCGCCCCGGAAGGCGCCGCCGGCCGCGGAGCCCCGGGAGGCCGAGGCGACGACGACGCACGCCUUCGCCGGCGGCGUCGGCGGCGCCGUCGCGGGCCUGCUCCGCGCGCGCCAGGCCAACGAGGCCGCGUCGCUCCUCGUCGAGGUCCGCGUCGAGCCCGCCGACGCCGGCGACCGGGACCUCUUCGCGCCGCUGUCCGCGGCGCCCGCCGGGCGCCUCUCGCUCGUCAGCGACGCGCGCGACGCGGCCAAGUCGGCCCAGGAGCGCGGCGUCUCCUUCAUCGCGUCGCCCUGCGACGAGGGCCGCGUCGCGGGCUUCGCGUACCGCGCGGGCCCGCACGGCCUCGGCUACUACCUCGAGCACGAGCGGGCCGCCGACGCCGCGCGCGCCCGGGAGGUGCUCACGGAGUACUGCGGCACGCGCGCGCACGUCGACGCGGCCAUCUACGUGUCGAACCCGCUCCGGGGCCUCGCGGCGGCGGCGCCGGAGCCGGCGGCGCCGGAGCCGGCGGGCCCGCCGCGCUUCGAGUUCGCUUUGAACGGCGAGCCCUCCGCCAAGUGCGUCGUCGCCGUCGCGCGCACGGCGACGCUCGGCGACCUCAAGGCCAAACUUGAGCUGGCCACGGGCGUCCCCGCGGCGUCCCAGGUCCUCUUGGCGCCGGGCGACUCGGAGACGUUUAUGGCGAAGUUAUCCGAAUCGCAACGCGAGGCGUUCGAAGCACUCGACGCGCUUAUCGGCGAGACGGAGAAGCACGUCGAGGGCUGGGUCGAGAAAGUCGCGGAAGCUCUCGGCCGCACCAUCAAAGCGUACGAGGACUGUGGCGCGGUCGCGGAGGACGACGCCGCGACGCUCGUCGCCCUCGGGCUCGGCGACGCGGACAAGGCCACGGAGAUCCAGGUCCUGCCUCGGCCGGAGUCCAUCCUCGAGCCGCUGACGCAGAUUAUCGUCAAGCAGCCGGUCCCCGGCGGCGGCGCCGUCGCGCGCGCCGUCGCCGCGUCCCCGACCGAGACGAUCCGCGGCCUGAAGCUCAAGCUCUCGGAGCUCGGCGUCGGCAUCGCGCCCGAGCGGCAGCGCCUCGCCUUCGCCGGGAAGGCGUGCGCGGACAGCGCGACGCUCCGGGGCCUCGACAUCUUCCAGAAUUGCGUCCUCGCGGUCGAGGAGUCGGAGACGGGCAACGGCGGCGGCCGUUCGCUGAACCAGUGGACCGCGUGCGUCCGCGUGCGCGUGGGCCCGCGGUCCGAGAAGGGCAAGGCGACGUCGCGGCCGCUGCUGGGCGCGGCGCCGCCCGGCGCGCGCGCGGACGACGCGCCGCCGCUCCUCGCCGUCGACGACUCGGGCGUCGCCGGCGCGCUCGGCGUCUUCGCGUCGGCGGACUCGGUGCGCGGUGCCAAGGUCCAGGACGCGAUCACGGACAAGGGCGACUUCACCCACGUCCACCUCGCCGACGGCGACACGUGCUGGGGCUGGACCGAGGUCUGGCUCGUCGUCGACGCGGGCCCGCACGACGAGGCGCACGCGACGACCUACGUCAACGGCUCCGCGCACACGCGCGUGCGCGCCGCGGACGACGACCGGUCGAGGGCGCUCCUCGCGCUCGACGGGCCCGCGAGCCUGCCCGCGCGCUUCGCGCUCUUCGGCGCCGGCGGCUCCGCGGCCGUCGCCGACGUCCACGAGUUGGUGUUGUACGGCCGCGCGCUCAGCGGCCGCGAGGUCCUCGACGUGCACGCGCGCCGCGUCCGCGCGCGCGCGGACCUCGCGCGCGCCGAGGGCGCCGACGACGGCGACGACGUCGUCGGCUCCGAGGAGUGCCACACGCCCGAGUGGCGCGUCGAGGAGGUGCUCCGCGCGGGCGCCGCGGGCGACGCGCGCGCGCCCGCGAUCGCGCGCGGCGUCACGCUCGCGGCGCGGCGCGCGUGCACGUCGGCGCUCGCCGUGCUCGGCCGCCGCCUCGCGUUCUUCGUGUCCGACGACGCGUCGAAGGAGGCGCUCGUCGCCGCGGGCCUGCCCGAGCUCGUCGCGAGCGAGGACGCGCUGGAGCCGGACGAGUACGACGAGGGGGUCUCGCCCGAGCUCGUGCUCGCGGCGUUCGAGGCCGCGACGGACCCGGCGCUCGGCGCGCUCGCGCGGCGCGCCUUCGACGGCGCGCAGCUCGCGCGGCGCGCCUUCGCCGCGCACGCCGACGGCAAGAAGUUCGAGACGCUCGGGCUCCGCGCGCCCGCGAGCGACGGCAAGUCGACGAUCCUCUACCUGCUCACCGCGGAGACGGCGUCGGCCCUCGCGCGGCGCGUCAAGGGCGACGCCGCGGACGCCUCGAAGAAGCGCAAGGCCUCGGACGCGGACGACGCCGCGCCGGCGCCGCGGCCGCCGGACGUCGCGUCGCCGAAGCUGCGAUGGGCGCCCGCGACGGCCGCGGCCCUGGCGUCCCCGCCGUCCCACGCGAAGUGGCGCCUGACGGGCCUCGGCGCCGUCGCCUGCCAGGCCUACCCGGACCUGGUCCUCGGCGCGGACGACGCCGGCGCGCCCGCGCUGCUGCCGGCGACGCACGACGCCGGCGACGGCGUCAAGUGGGAGCAGAAGGGCGACGAGAAGCAGCGCCUGAGGCUCGGGGCCAAGGUCUUCGGCGCGACGUUCCCGCGCGGCGGCCGCGCGGCGGGCGCGCCGGUCCUCGCCGACGACGCCGCCGACGACGCCGCCGACGACGCCGCCGACGACGCCGCGACGCGCCGGCUCGCGGUGCACGUCGAGUGGUCGCCCGCGGACGAGGCCUCCGCCGCGGAGGCGGCCCAGGCCGCGGCGGAGAAGAAGAAGAUCCGCAUCGGCGCGAGCGUCAUGAUCAAGGAGACCGCCUGGGGCGGCAGCAACGCGUCGAAGGCGUACGGCCGCGUCACGGACGUCGACGGCGACGGCAGCCUGCGCGUCGACGUCGUGGACUGGGGCGAGGUCGUCGUCGCGCCCGAGGACGCGACGCUGCUCUCGAACGCGGCGGCGCGCGCGGGCGCGGGCGACGGCCCGAAGAAGGCCAAGUUCGCCUACACCAAGGGCGAGGCCAUCUUCUCGGGCGUCCAGCGCAACGUGCCGCUCGCGUUCCUCGACGACGACGCGGGCGGCUGGACGCGCCACUACUGCGCGCCCUACGCGCGGCCGACGCACGCCGACGACCUGCGGUCCAUCCCGGAGGACGCGACCUACGUGCUCGUCGGGGCCGUCAAGGCCGGCGCGCAGUCGCUCGCGCUCGCGGCGAUCGGCGAGCGCGACGUCGUCGUCGGCCCCGCGAACCCGCUCGCGCGGCCCCCGGACAUCGACGUCGACUGGUCCGACGAGCUCGGCGCCGAGGAGGAGCCCGCGCGGUCGUCGAACGGCGCCUACUGGUACCUCCGGGAGGGCCUGAGCUUCGGCUUCGCGGCGGAGCAGCACGUCGUCCUCGCCGCGGCCGACGUCUGCUCGCGGGGCACGGAGCCGGGCGCCCUGCGGCUGAGCUGGCACCUCGAGGGCUCGGGGGGGCACCGCUGCGGCAAGGAGUUCAGCCUCGACGACUCGCGCGCGUGGCUCAAGGUCGUCUACUACACGACGAAGACGCCGAGCCGCCCGCGCCCGCUCUUCACGUCCGCCGCGCUCGAGCGCCUGGGCGUCGAGACCUACGACGGGCUCUGCGAGGACUACUCCUACGAGGUCCACGAGGACGACUCCCUCGACGACGGGCCCGUGUCGCGCGCGUACUCCGCGUGCCUCGAGGUCUUCCUCCGCCAGCUCUGCGGCCGCGCCUGGGAGUCGCUCGACGCGUCCUGGAAGGCGACGGAGAGCCGCAAGCAGCCCGGCGAGUUCUACUUUGCGGACGCCGUGUCCGGCCAGUCGCUCUGGUCCGGCGCGGCCGUGGGCGUGCUCCGCGCGUGCCACGUCUGGCGCGUGCUCGCCGACGAGGCGGACCGGCGGCGCGCGCUCGGCGACGACGACGAGUUCGGCUCGACGCUCGCGGCGGCCGCGGCCGACGCGUCGCGCUACGUCGGCGGGAGCGACGACCUCCGCGCGCUCCGCCUCGAGCCCGCGGUCUUCGACUCGUCGGCGAGCCUCGCGGAGGGCGGCGCGGCCGCGGCGCUGCUCAAGGUCGGCGCCAAGGUCGCGUUCUACCCGGACCACGAGGGCGAGGGCCACCACCGCCGCCGCAACCCGCGGGGCGCGACGGUGACGAAGCUCGACGCGCAGGACAACUGCGUGCAGCUCAAGUACGCGGGCUCCGCGACGACGUGGGUGCCGCUCGACGCGCUGGGCGUCGACGAGCUGCCCAAGCUCGGCUUCGCGGCCAAGGCCCUGGACCGCGUGCCCCCCGCGCGCGGCGCGCUCUCGGACCCGCUCGCGGACCCGCGCGCGGGCCGCGCGGCGCGGCCCUUCGGCGGCGCCGGCGCCUGGCGCGGCGCCCUCGGCGUGGGCGACGACGUCGACGCGCGCCUCGGCGGCGCGGCGGCCUGGCUCGACGCGCGCGUCGUCGCCGUCGACGGCGACCGGCUCCGGGUCCGCUACCGCGCGCACGGCCCGUCCAGGGACGCCUGGGUGGACCGCGGGUCCGACGACGUCGCGCCGGCGACGUCCCGCGUCGGCGCCUGGCGCGCGGGCCUCGGCGACGCGGACGCCGCCGCCGCGGACCCCGCGGCCGGCGACUUCGACAUCAAGCAGAGCUCCUUCGCGCAGCCGGGCUCCCAGUGGCUCCGCGCGCGCGUCGUCCAGCGCGACGGCAAGGGCGGCCUCCUCCGCUGCGCGGUCUACCACCAGGAGAUCGCCCACUACGUCGUCGAGACGCUCUGGAUCCACCCGUCGAGCGACGACGUCGCCAAGAAGGGGACCCACUGCAAGUGGCCCUGA
Aureococcus anophagefferens is the source of this 27075-nucleotide messenger RNA. RefSeq lists its product as hypothetical. The transcript has 12 exons. Gene Ontology annotation, biological process: protein deubiquitination involved in ubiquitin-dependent protein catabolic process. The record is from RefSeq and is a predicted model, not a curated record. Lineage: Eukaryota; Pelagophyceae; Pelagomonadales; Pelagomonadaceae. The coding region runs from base 1 to 27075 and encodes 9024 amino acids. Gene Ontology annotation, molecular function: calcium ion binding; cysteine-type deubiquitinase activity; K63-linked polyubiquitin modification-dependent protein binding. Gene Ontology annotation, cellular component: nucleus; cytoplasm.